AUGGCUUCGACCGCAGGCCGCUUAUCAGCGGCAAUUUCAAAGACCUCCGUCCUACGCCCAAAGGGUCCGACCACUCAGGUCAAGUUUGGAGAACAGAAGGUCGAUGUACCUAAAGGCGGUUACUACGACCGUUAUCGCAUGAACCCUAACCUGGACGAGGUAGCCCGCGACCCAGCCGUGGGACCCGACAUCGACUUCUUCCGGAAGAUCCCAAAGAAGCUGGUCGAUUCGAGGGUCGGUCAGAUAUACGCGCCCAACUUCUACUAUCGCACUAGGAGCGUCCAACUUAUCUUACUCGCGCCCCUCGACCGCUUGCAGUCGAAGCUCCCGUCACCCUUGGAGCCCAUCACAGCAUUUCCCGGUUACGGUUUGGUCGCGUUGACGUUUUACUCAUACCUCGUCUGCGACAACGACCCUUAUAACGAAGUCUCGAUCGCCAUUGUCGUGCGACAACCGGGCAAUAAUAGUUACAGCACGACUCAACUGCUCAGCUCCGUAUGGAACCGGACUUUCUACGGACACGUGUUGGCUCUACCCGUCGAUACCGAGAUCGCUCGAGUACGAGGUGUAUACGGAUACCAAUUCCCCAAAUGGCUUGCCAACAUCAGUAUGGAGAUGGACGAUCAUAACAUCAAGGCCGAGCUGACUGCGACCGAUGGGACACCCGAUUUGACGCUGGACGUACCCCUUCCGGCCCUGACGACCAUCCCGUCCGAAUCUUCGAUCACGACUAACAAUGCGAUUAAUAAGAUUGACGGCAAAUGGUACCAGGUGACAGUUCAGACCAAUCCACUCCUAGCGGCACAGUCUAUUCUCCCUGGGAACGUUACGCUCAAUCGGAGUGAAGGUCCAUUGAGUAAACUUCUCAACGAAUUGGGCGUUUCGACUAUCCUACGGAUGGACACCAUCAAGGAUGCGCAGAUGGUCUUGAAUAUGCCUACGCCCUUGAAGGCUUUUGAUAACGUCAAGCUUUGA
Molecule: messenger RNA, 975 nt
Organism: Aspergillus oryzae RIB40
Lineage: Eukaryota; Fungi; Ascomycota; Eurotiomycetes; Eurotiales; Aspergillaceae
Exons: 2
Coding region: 1-975 (324 amino acids)
Molecular function (GO): lyase activity
Source: RefSeq, a predicted model, not a curated record